This is a messenger RNA of Penicillium pulvis, 4824 nucleotides long. RefSeq names its product ubiquitin-binding serine/threonine protein kinase VPS15. The transcript has 3 exons. Gene Ontology annotation, molecular function: protein binding; ATP binding; protein serine/threonine kinase activity. Gene Ontology annotation, biological process: macroautophagy; autophagy of peroxisome; protein targeting to vacuole. The record is from RefSeq and is a predicted model, not a curated record. Lineage: Eukaryota; Fungi; Ascomycota; Eurotiomycetes; Eurotiales; Aspergillaceae. Gene Ontology annotation, cellular component: phosphatidylinositol 3-kinase complex, class III, type I; phosphatidylinositol 3-kinase complex, class III, type II; late endosome. The coding region runs from base 1 to 4824 and encodes 1607 amino acids.
AUGGGGCAAGGUUAUUCCCUCACAACCCUGUCUGCAGGGUCAGCAGGGAUCGAUGUUCCCGAGCUCUCGGACUUAGUGUAUGAGAAGUCCAUGGGUGGGGGCAGAUUCAUGAAGAGCAUCCGUGCUAGGCAACAGAACGGUCUGGUCUUUGUGAAGGUGAUCAUGAAGCCCUAUCCGACCAUGGAGCUGGAGCCAUAUAUCAAGGCCAUUAUUCGGGAACGCAAGCUGUUAUCUGAUGUGCCUAAUGCAUUGAGCUAUGAAAGGUUCCUGGAAACCAGCACCAGUGGAUACCUAAUACGCCAAUACAUCCAUAGCUCUUUGUAUGAUCGAAUGAGCACCCGUCCAUUCCUUGAGGACAUCGAGAAGAAAUGGAUCGCCUUCCAGCUCUUGGGCGCUCUCCGAGACUGUCACUCCAUGGAUGUCUUUCACGGCGACAUCAAAACGGAAAAUAUCUUAGUCACAUCAUGGAACUGGCUAUAUUUGUCUGACUUCUCUUCUUCGUUCAAGCCUACUUUCCUGCCCGAGGAUAAUCCCGCAGAUUUCUCCUUUUACUUUGAUAUAUCGGGUAGACGAACCUGUUACCUCGCGCCAGAAAGAUUCCUAGUCGCUGGUGAAGAGCCGGGCAAUCGUCACGUUAAUUGGGCUAUGGACAUCUUCAGUGCUGGCUGCGUCAUUGCCGAGCUCUUUCUCGAAUCGCCAAUUUUCACACUUAGUCAAAUUUACAAAUAUCGAAAAGGCGAAUACAGCCCGGAGCACGGCCCGCUCGCCAAAAUUGAGGAUCCCGAAAUUCGUGAACUGAUUAUGCAUAUGAUUCAGCUGGAACCUGAGUCUAGGUAUUCUGCAGAAGAGUAUCUGAAUUUCUGGAAGAAUAAAGCCUUCCCGGAGUAUUUCUACAGUUUUCUCCAUCAAUACAUGUCCCUCAUGACGGAUCCAUCUUCGGGAAGAACGAAGGUGGACGCGGAGUCUGCCAACAGAGGUGAGCCCGAUGACAGGAUAGAGCGAGUCUGUCUAGACUUUGACAAGAUCUCUUAUUUCCUUGGCUCCUCAUCUCGAGGGUCUCAGGGUGUACCCAGCCCCGCCGUUUCACGACUCACGGGCGACAUACUCCCUGUAAAGCUUGAUCUGCCGGAGGGCGGGAACAAUCAAGCAUCUGGAACACAGCCUGACGAGGGUGUCUUGAUUUUUUUGACCCUCGUUGUUUCCAACCUUCGGACUACAUCGAAAUCUUCAGCUCGAAUCAAAGCCUGUGAUAUUCUUCUGGCCUUUGCAGAAAGAUUGUCUGACGAGGCAAAACUCGAUCGUGUCCUGCCAUACAUCAUGCUUCUCUUGGCCGACCGGACAGAUAGUGUGAAGGUUGCGGCUAUCCGCACAUUGACGCAAUUAUUAGAGAUGGUGCAAGUAGUGUCUCCAGUGAACGCAUAUCUCUUCCCUGAGUACAUUUUCCCGCGACUUCAGCAUUUCGUUAUCUCCUCCAAGAGUAACCCAAGUGUCAUGGUUCGUGCUGCAUAUGCCUCGUGCAUCGCAUCUUUGGCGCAGUCUUCAUUGAGAUUCUUGGACAUGAUCCAGGCGCUGCGCUCUGAUACUCGUUUAACCGCGCUGAUUCCUGUCGGCUUUGAGCCGCGAUGGACUGAAGAUGCUACAUAUCAUAACCUUUAUGAUGUGGCCCGGAUUGAUCUUAUGGAGUACUUCGAGGUUCACACAAAAGCUCUCUUGACCGAUACCGAUGCCACGGUCCGCCGAGCAUUUUUGGGAUCUGUGUCCAGACUUUGCGUUUUCUUUGGUAAUUUGAAGGCAAACGAGGUUGUUCUCAGUCAUCUCAACACCUAUCUCAACGAUCGGGAUUGGAUUUUAAAGUGCGCCUUUUUUGAGGCUGUCGUUGGUGUUGCUGCGUACGUGGGAAGCACCAGCCUAGAGCAAUACAUUCUGCCGCUGAUGAUCCAGUCUAUGACGGAGCCCGAGGAAUUUGUCGUGGAAAAGGUAAUUCGGUGCCUAGGAGCUAUGGCUGACCUAGGGUUAUUCCAGCGAUCUACGAUAUGGGAUCUGCUUCAUAUUACCCUUGGGUUCUUGGUCCACCCUAACAACUGGAUCCGGGAGGCUGCGGUGAACCUGGUCGUAAAGUCAACCAAGUUUCUGGCUGUGGCUGACAUUUACUCCAUUCUGACUCCCCUCAUUCGACCAUUUCUCAAAGUCAAGAUCGUUGGCUUUUCUGAGGUUGAAAUCCUCGAUGCUCUCAAGCGCCCGAUGUCCAGGAAUGUGUACGAGAUGGCAUUCAUCUGGGCCUCAAAGUCGGACAAAGGGAUAUUUUGGAAGUCAGCGAGCCGCGAUGGUGCAUUCAGUCUUUCUGAUCCUGGUGCACACGGAUUUCGACCUGGGCGUUCUUUUUCCCUAAGUGCACACUCGAAGAAUGAGGAAGACGAACAAUGGCUUGCUAAGCUGCGAAAUCUUGGAAUGACCCCCGAGGACGAAUUUAAGCUCCUUGCACUCAAGGAUUAUAUCUGGAGGGUCUCGUUGAGGCAAGCAAGGGACGUCGAUUCCCGACCUACUCCGCCGUGGAACGAUAUCAUUAGCUUGGCCCAACACGGUCUCACGCCCCAAACAGUUUUCUUUGAUAAGAACGUCAACGACAAGCCGCAAAGUACAUCCCGGGAUCGAACCGAAAGCCCAAGGCCCGAGGAAUCUAGGCCGCGAACUAUCGCUGAUGCACUGCUUGAUGCCUCUACGACUAUUGAGCGGACUCCUCAUUCUGGCCACAAGCAUAUUCGAUCACGGAGCCAACUUCACAAGGGAAUGGAAAUUCGUGCGAGCCGCCCGGGUGACACUGCAGUAGACUCCUCUGCAUCUUCCCCCGCGGCUUCAUCUCCUGCUUAUGGUCCCGGCACUCGGCCAUUGUCUUCCCCAGUCUUGGAUAUCCCUACUCCCGCUCGGCGACUGAGUUCUGGCCAAGAAAGCUCAUCAACUACGCCCACAAAUACGGACAACAUGUCGCUUAGAAGCGAAAGGGUGCAAAAGAAAUCAAGCGCAAUAAACCUUCUCGGGCGCAAUGAGACCACGAAGACAAAUGCGGAAACAAGCACAAACUCUGCCAAUGCCUUUGGAAAGGUGGAUGCCCCCGUCCAAAGAUCAGGGACUCCCCAGCCAUCCGGUAUCACUCAAGCCUACGAACGCAUGCCAGUCCAGGCAGCAGCACGGCGAUAUCGUGCCAAUCACUCAUAUGCAGGCGAUGACCCAACGGUUUUGCGACUACUGGACAACGUCUUUGCUGAGAACUACCCAACUGAUUUGUUCGACCUGGGUCCAUAUGUCAAGGAGCUGGAUCUACGACAACCAAUCCGCAAAGCCAACACACACGAUCCUAAUAAGAUUUGGCGACCCGAGGGGAACUUGGUGGCGACCUUUGGCGAGCACAGCGGCCCGGUGAAUCGUAUUGCUGUGCCACCGGAUCAUUCUUUCUUUGUCACUGCGUCCGAUGACAGUACCGUGAAAAUCUGGGAUACGACGCGUUUGGAGAGAAAUUUAACCCCUCGCUCCCGGCAGACUCAUCGCCAUGCGCCCGGAGCCCGGGUCCAGGCAUUGACCUUCGUUGAAAAUACAUACACCUUCGUGAGCGGCGCGACAGAUGGUAGUAUCCAUGCUGUUCGGGUCGACUAUCACAAAGUCAACGAGACUGUGCGCUACGGAAAGCUUCAACUUGUUCGCGAGUACCAAUUGCCUGUCAUGGAGAAUGGAUCCCCAGAGUAUGCUGUCUGGAUGGAGCAUUUCCGGGAUGAAGGCCAGUCAAAUCUUCUUGUUGCCACCAAUGCUUGUCGGAUUCUUGCGCUGGACAUGAAGACCAUGCUACCGGUUUACACCCUGGAGAAUCCCGUGCAUCAUGGAACCCCAACCACUUUCUGCUGUGAUCGUCGACACACUUGGCUCCUCGUCGGCACGACGCAUGGCAUCUUGGACCUGUGGGACCUGCGGUUCCGUGUGCGACUCAAGGCAUGGGGUCUUCCUGGCUGGGGAUCCGUCCAGCGAAUCCAAUUGCACCCUACCAAGCCACGUGGGCGUUGGGUUUGCGUAUCCAGCAGCGGCAGCCACGGCAAUGAAAUUACAGUGUGGGAUAUUGAGCGAUUCCGGUGCCGCGAGGUCUACCAGGCGACGCCUCUGGACACGCACGAUAACAGCUCUAAUGGGACGCAUCGUGCCUCACGUCCCACCAACGCCCGUGGCCACCGAACCAUGGCAAGAGACUUUGAGGCGUGGCCCGUAGACGAAGACCGACCGGAGGGAAUGCUCAGUCGCUUUGCUACCGCCAGCCCUGCGGCGGCGGGCAUGCCACCAACCACUGGAGAAAAUGGUUCCGCGUCACCACCCAACACCCCCUCUGGAGAUCGACUUGGGACUUGGGCGUUUGCAGUGGGUCUGAAUGCCCCUGAUGACGACAAAGCGUCUAGCAGCCGGUGCGGGUUCAUCGUGUCUGCGGGGUGCGACCGAAAAAUCCGGUUCUGGGACCUUGCCCGCCCGGAGCUGUCGAUGAUCGUUAGUGGGAUGGAUGCCGUAUCAGAGGGCGCUAACGCUGGCAAGCCGCGUUACGAGCUAUCUCAGCCUGGACCAAAUCUUUUAGUGACGACCGAGCACUUGCCCAAUGCGCCUGGUAGCGGGCAGGCAGCGGGAGGGUCGCGGAAGGCAAGCUCACGGCCUCCCCGCAGCACGGUGAUUAGUCUCCAGCAGCAGAUGCUACUCAAGAGCCAUCUGGAUAUUAUCCAAGAUGUAGCUGUGUUGCGACAACCGUAUGGCAUGAUUGUCAGUGUUGACCGAGCGGGCAUGAUCUACAUCUUCCGAUGA